AAUUCUGCAAGUGGUUCUAAUUUACUAUUGCUGUUCUCUAGCUGGUCUAAAACCGCUUUUGACCUAAAGGGACGCUUUUUGGACGCCCCAAGUUUCCAGGCAGAAAGAACAGUAAAAAUGCAGGCAGGGCACAGGACAAAGCCCUCGGGACAAAAUGUAUGUGAAAUGGUUUGAUACAGUAAUGUUUUACUAUGUGAUUUUAGUGAAAUUUUCAAAUUUCCUGCCAGUUCCGUCCUUGUACAUCCUGACGUCGUAGGAAACGGAACCCAGAAGAUGGAUGCUGGUAUUGGCCGGAGGAGAUUACAGGGGACACUGCAGGAGGGACAU
This is a messenger RNA of Staurois parvus, 327 nucleotides long. The record is from the annotation of a GenBank genome assembly. NCBI's taxonomy places the organism in Eukaryota, Metazoa, Chordata, Amphibia, Anura, Ranidae.